Messenger RNA from Nematolebias whitei (Rio pearlfish), 1605 nucleotides. Its product is annotated as perforin-1-like. The transcript has 10 exons. The record is from RefSeq and is a predicted model, not a curated record. NCBI's taxonomy places the organism in Eukaryota, Metazoa, Chordata, Actinopteri, Cyprinodontiformes, Rivulidae. Bases 4 to 1605 code for a protein of 533 amino acids.
AUUAUGACUUCCUCCAUGGUGUCCUGCUCAUCUUCAUCCCAUCUUCCCUUGAGCGUCCUCCUCCUCCUGUCUCCUGUUCUCUCCUGUCAGAUCGGGAACCACAGCGAGUGUGAUGCUGCUCCAUUUGUACCAGGCCACAACUUGGUGGGAGAGGGCUUUGAUGUGGUCACACUGCAAAGGAAAGGGGCUUACGUGAUUGACUCGAAAACUUACCUCACUCCAAGCAGAACCUGCACACUCUGCUCCAACCCUCUCCAAGGCAGAAGGCUGCAGAAACUACCAGUUUCUGUGGUGGACUGGCGUGCAUUCAGCCGAUGCAGUGCUGAUAUCUACAGCAGUUAUCACACAUCUAGCAGUUCACUGAUCAACACUUACACAGCCCAAGAGAGCAAUGACUGGAAGGUCGGUCUGGAUGUUGAAAAGUAUGUAUCUGCUGGCCUGGAGGUGGGAGGAACAAGCUCCGCCACUUACAACUUUGCUUCCCAAAGGACCAGAGAGGACCGCUACACUUUUAGUGCACACAGGGUGACCUGUAGCCAUUAUGGCUACCGCGUCUCAACGAGACCACCCUUCAGCUCUGAGUUCACAAAGGAUGUGUCCAGGCUGCCAAGUCACUACAACUCAUCCACCUCAGUUCUGUUUAAGGAGCUCAUCAACACCUAUGGCACACACUACAUCCGACAGGUUAAUCUUGGGGGACGACUGAGACGAGUGACAGCUUCACGAACCUGUUUGUCCUCACUGAACGGGUUAACCUCCAACGAGGUCCACUCCUGUAUAUCAGCGGGUGUUGCUGUUGGUUUGGGGAAAUUUAAGUUAUCCAGUGUCCAAAAGUCUUGUAAAAAAGUCCUAGAGAACCAGGAUGUCUCCACUGGUUUCAGCUCGGGUUUCCACCAACACUCCACAGAGGUAUCAGGAGGCAAUGGAUGGUUGGGGGAGUUUUCAUUAACUCAUAAUGAUUCCUUGGGUUAUAUGACAUGGCUGGACUCACUGAAUGACCACCCAGACGUUGUUUCAUACUCCCUUCGGCCAAUUUAUCAACUCAUGCCAAGUGAGACACAGAAGGCAGGGAUGAAGGCGACUAUUGAGAAGUACUUGGAAGACAAUGCUGUUAAGAUAUCCCCCAAAGAACCUGAGUGUGAUGGGUCUACACCUAACCUGGCCUUCAACUGCUGUCCUAUGGAGGCCUCCAGGGGGACUUUGACAGUGACCAUUGUCCGGGCCUGGAAUCUGAAAGGAGAUUUAACUGGGAACACUGACAGCUAUGUCAAGAUGUGGUAUGGUUCUAUGUAUCGCAGGACCCAUAUGAUCCGAUCAAACAAUCCCUGGUGGAACGCUCAUUAUAAUUUAGGCCAGGUGAACACACAAUUUGGAUUGAGGAUUGAGGUUUGGGACGAGGACUUGAAGCACGAUGACCUUCUCGGGUCAUGUGUGACGUACCUGAGCCAGGGGUCACACAGCUUCACCUGUCCAGCUAAGAGAGGCGGCAUCGAAGUCAAAUAUACUCUGAGCUGUGACCAGUAUCUGACUGGUAACAGCUGUGAUCGUUAUAAACCAAAUCCACAGAAACAAACAUCCCUGGGAAGACUGCAGGGUUUUCUUUGA